GAAACAUGUAAAACCCUCGUCUCCUUCCCCAAAACCCUCUCUCUCCCUCCCCCACUUUCAGAGGUGCAAAAAUGGUGGCAGUUCCAUCCAAGCCGAAGAAAUCUCAGGACGGCGCAAACCCGGUAGACAUCGAGCUCCUCAAGUCCGAUGUAGCCUCCUUUGCCUCCUCUCUCGGCCUCGCCGCCGCCUCCUCCUCCUCCGUCCCUUCUUUUGGCUUCAACGAUUCCGAUUUCCGGAAGAAGGGAUCCCUCAAGCCCCGGAGCACCAGAAAAGAAUCCAACUCUGUCGACAGAGCCCCGGACGCCAAGAGUAAGAAGCCGAAGGCCGAGAACUCGAAGGGCAAAGAUAAGCCAAAUCCUCGGCCCAAGCCGCCUGUGCUGUCGAUCGGCGACGACAGCAGCGGCCGGGGCGUGAAGGGUUCUGAUAAAUUUAGGAACUUGCCGAAGCUUCCGCUGGUCAAGGCUAGUGCUUUGGGGGUUUGGUACGAGGAUGCUGCUGAAUUGGAGGCGAAAGUGCUAGGGGAAGAAGGGAGGAAGCCAUUGCAGGUGAAUGAUGCGGAGGAGUGGAAGAGCUUUGUGGAGAAGAAGAGGGAGCUGGGCGAGAGACUGAUGGCGCAGUAUGCUGGUGAUUAUGAAUCUUCCAGAGGGCAGAGUGGGGACAUUAAAAUGCUCAUUGCAACGCAGAGGUCAGGAACGGCUCCGGACAAGGUCUCCGCUUUCUCGGUCAUGGUCGGGGACAAUCCUAUAGCCAACCUAAGGUCCCUUGAUGGGCUUGUGGGAAUGGUAACAUCGAAAGUUGGAAAACGCCAUGCAUUGACUGGCUUUGAUGUAUUGAAAGAACUAUUUGUGUCGAGUUUGUUACCCGACCGGAAGUUGAAGACCCUUUUGCAGAGGCCACUAAAGCUUCUUCUUGACACUAAGGAUGGGAAUUCCCUUCUCCUCUUUUGGUAUUGGGAAGAACGCUUAAAGCAAAGGUAUGAACGCUUUGUUUUAUCUCUUGAGGAAGCAUCAAGGGAUAUGCUGCCUAUUCUGAAAGACAAAGCCUUGAAGACCAUAUACCUAUUACUUAAAAGUAAAUCAGAGCAGGAGCGUAAGCUUUUGUCUGCUUUGGUUAACAAACUCGGAGAUCCUCAGAAUAAAGGUGCAUCCAAUGCCGAGUUUCAUUUAUCUAACCUUUUAUCGGAACAUCCAAACAUGAAGGCAGUAGUUAUUGAUGAAGUAGAUACCUUUCUUUUUCGACCACGCUUGGGAUUGCGAGCAAAACACCACGCUGUCAAUUUUCUCUGUCAAAUUCGUCUUAGUAAUAAAGGAGAUGGGCCCAAGGUGGCAAAACGGUUGAUAGAUGUCUACUUCGCCUUGUUUAAGGUGUUAGUUUCUGAGGCACGCAAUGCUCAAGAAACGGCGAACAGUGGCAAAAAAGAGCUGAAAAAGGCGUCUGCUGCUGAGGGCAAGAAGAACGAAGCAGAAAUGCAUGUCGAAUUGGAUUCAAGAAUUUUAUCUGCUCUCUUGACUGGUGUAAAUAGGGCAUUCCCUUUUGUUUCAAGCGCUGAGGCAGAUGACAUUGUUGAAGAACAAACUCCAGUACUCUUUCAGCUGGUACACUCAAAGAAUUUUAACAUAGGAGUACAAGCUUUGAUGCUUCUCGACAAAAUAUCGUCGAAGAAUCAGAUUGUCAGUGACCGGUUUUACCGUGCCUUGUACUCGAAGCUUCUACUUCCAGCUGCCAUGAACACUUCCAAGGUGGAAAUGUUCAUUGGACUUCUUCUGAGAGCAAUGAAGAAUGAUAUUAAUUUAAAGCGUGUAGCUGCCUUCUCAAAGCGUCUAUUGCAGGUCGCUUUGCAGCAGCCACCUCAAUAUGCCUGUGGAUACCUUUUUCUACUCUCCGAGCUUCUUAAGGCAAGACCCCCUUUAUGGAACAUGAUACAGCAAAAUGAGUUGGUUGAUGAAGAGCUCGAGCAUUUUGAGGAUAUCAAGGAAGAUAGUGACAAUGAGGCCGGUGUUGAGUCAAACAAACAGAAUGAUGUUAAAUCCCAUGAUGCUGAGGGGGAGAGCAGUUCUUCAGAGGAUGAGGUCUUGGAUGACGCUCCUGCCUCUAGCUCCGAUGAUGAAGCCGCAGAAGAAGGCGAUGAGUUUUUACUCAAGGAUGUUCAGGAAAAUGGUAAGGGUGGGGGCCACGAUAACAACAAGAAUCAAAUUAGCUUAGAUUCCAGCAGAUCCAUGCUUCCUGGAGGGUAUAAUCCCAGACAUAGAGAACCUUCGUACAGCAAUGCUGAUCGUGUCAGUUGGUGGGAGCUGAUGGUUCUUGCUUCGCAUGCCCACCCAUCUGUGUCUACAAUGGCGAGAACACUCCUUUCUGGGGCCCAUAUAGUUUACAACGGAAACCCUCUAAACGACUUGUCUCUCACUGCCUUCCUCGAGAAGUUAAUGGAGAAAAAACCAAAGCAGGCUACGUGGCAUGGUGGUUCUCAGAUCGAACCAGCCAAGAAGCUUGAUAUGAGCAACCAUUUAAUUGGGCCUGAGCUUCUCUCGCUUGCCGAGACCGAAGUGCCCCCGGAAGACCUAGUAUUUCACAAAUUCUAUCUGAACAAGAUGAACUCCACGAAGAAACAAAAGAAGAAGAAGAAGAAGGUGAAGGAAGAAGAAGACGCUGAGGAGUUGCUUGAUGUGGAUGGUGGGGAGAUUGAAGGUGGCGACGAGAGCGAUAAUGAAGAGAUUGAGAAUAUACUGGAUGCAGGUGAUGAUGCUUUGGAGGACGAGGAUGGGGAGUAUGACUAUGAUGACUUGGACAGGGUUGCCUUUGAUGACGACGAGGACUUGGUCGGUGAUGCCAGCGAUGCUGAGAUAGAUGUUCCCUUUGAUGUUGUUGAGGACGAAGACAUUGAUGAUGGCGAUGGCGGUAAUGAAAGUAGUGAUGGUGGUGAUGAUCUGGACAUUGGGGAUGCCGAUGAUGGCAGUGACGACAAUGAAGGAAGUCCCCCUAAAAGAAAGAGAAAAAGAAUAGGUGGGAAGAGUGGCGCGUCUCCUUUCGCCAAUCUAGAGGAAUAUGAGCACUUGUUUAAUGAGGAUUCCGAGAGCUCAAAGCCGAAGAAGGAAUCUAAGAAGGGCAAGGGCAAGGGCAAGGGCAAGAUUAAGUCCAAGUCGCGGAAGAAGAAGACGACAAAGUGAUCUACCUGAGUUUUGAGUUUCACCUCAUUGUACGAUUCUUGAAUUACGUCUUACGUCCCCUUGAAAGUCGGAGGGCCAGGCUUGCAUAAUCCCGGAACAAAAGAAAUCUUUAUAGAGGUUGCAAGCUCUUCAUAUCUAUCUAUCCUCACUUUGUUCAUCCUCGCAAUUUUGAUGGAGUUGAGAAAAUUGGUUAUAUCAGUUCUGUCAGCCUUCUUACUUCUGCUGUUAGUUUAUUUCCAACUUCAAUUACAUAUCAAA
Molecule: messenger RNA, 3422 nt
Organism: Punica granatum (pomegranate)
Lineage: Eukaryota; Viridiplantae; Streptophyta; Magnoliopsida; Myrtales; Lythraceae
Source: RefSeq, a predicted model, not a curated record